This is a messenger RNA of Mixia osmundae IAM 14324, 627 nucleotides long. RefSeq lists its product as uncharacterized. Lineage: Eukaryota; Fungi; Basidiomycota; Mixiomycetes; Mixiales; Mixiaceae. The record is from RefSeq and is a predicted model, not a curated record. The coding region runs from base 1 to 627 and encodes 208 amino acids. The transcript is spliced from 4 exons.
AUGCUCGUCUCGCUCUGUCUCUUGGCUCUUCUUACCAUCGCACAUGCCGACCCCAUCACAAAAGCGCGAACAUUUUGCAUGAUCCUGCAGCCUUGCGAACUCGAAUGUACAUUGACAAAAGGCGACGGUAUCCCUUACGAGUUCAAAGUGUUCACGAAAACAGCCGAACAGAAAGAGAAGAUCAGGCUCGAUCCUGAAAAGAAGGAUCAUGCUGUCGAUUGCGGCAAUGUACCAUGCCGAGCUCGUCCGUCAAAUUUGAGCCCGGACAUGCAAGCAUGGGAUAUCCAAACGCUUCGCGAGCAGAACACAAACCGAGUGGUUGGGGGCGUUGUAGAUGCCGCGAUCAUGAACCACUGCUGCUCUGUGCAAGAAAGGCUGACUUUCUUCACUCAGCUAGUUCGAGGUGCUCCUAUGUCGAUUUACGAUCGGUACUACGACUUACGAUGCGACAAAUUUGGCAUGAACGCUAAGACGCCUUUGCCCGCAAUGUGCUCCGGAGCCUUUCCAGGGGACCGCAGAACAAUCUGGCCGCUCAAAUGCUCAAUGACCGUUGGCACUUGCGGCAUAGCCUGGGGCACAGUGCUUCCGGGCAGAGUCUGUCAGUUCGAUCGCCCACAGCCGAUGUAG